Heterocephalus glaber (naked mole-rat) is the source of this 1891-nucleotide messenger RNA. RefSeq names its product angiotensin II receptor associated protein (gene Agtrap). Gene Ontology annotation, biological process: angiotensin-activated signaling pathway; regulation of blood pressure. NCBI's taxonomy places the organism in Eukaryota, Metazoa, Chordata, Mammalia, Rodentia, Bathyergidae. The record is from RefSeq and is a predicted model, not a curated record. Gene Ontology annotation, cellular component: plasma membrane.
ACGUGGCUCGGGUCCGAGCUGGGGUUGGAGUUCGCGUAGCGGGAGAGGCGGGGCCGGGCAAGUUUGUUCCCCGAGUUUGGAGCCCGCGGUCGUCGCGCUGGUGCCCUCCGCAGGGGUCGGGAUGGAGCUUCCGGCCGUGAACCUCAAGGUGAUUCUCCUGGUUCACUGGCUGCUGACAACCUGGGGCAGCAUCCUGUUUGAGGGCCCCUACUCCUGGGCCAACUUCACCAUCCUGGCCUUGGGCGUGUGGUCUGUGGCUCAGCCGGACUCCGUGGACGCAAUAAGCAUGUUUCUGGGGGGCCUGCUGGCCACCAUCUUGCUGGAUAUCAUCCACAUCAGCAUCUUCUACCCACGGAACACCAUCUCGGACACGAGUCGCUUCAGCGCCGGCAUGGCCAUCCUCAGCCUACUGCUCAAGCCAUUCUCCUGCUACUUGGUGCACCACAUGUACUGUGAGCGUGGGGGUGAGCUCCACUUCCACUCCGACUUCCUUAGGCCUUCUCAGGAACGCAGUGCCUACCAGACGAUUGACUCCACGGAGGAGCCUGCAGACCCCUUCGCAGGCCGGGAGGCCAGGGGUCCAGAUGCCUGAGGGGACUGAAGCUGGCCCCACCUGGGCCACAUCACAGUCCUGGUGCCUGGGAGAUCCUGGGGACGCCUCUGACCUUCCUUACUAGACCUAAGACGGAACUGUCUUCCUGUCUCCAUCUCAGGGGUUGCUGACUCCUGUGCCCAAGGGCUCAGGAUCCCCAUGGCUUCCCAGUCCCGUGGACUCAGCAGUCCUCACUCUCUGAGGCCUUCUGUCCCUCCAGAGCACCCCACUGGUCCCCAUGCUGGAACUGUUGCCUCUUUUUUCUCCUCCAACCCCACAGUUGCACCGUGUAGGCCUUAGGCCCAGUUGUCCGAGUGUGGCCGGAGUGACCCCUGCCUGGACCUCCCCCCAGCUUGUCAGACCCUUCAGCCCAAGCUCUGAGAGCUGUGGGUCACGCUUAGCUCCAGGAGCAGCUGGCACAGGCUUGAGGUCCCCAUGCUUCUCACUGCCUGGCCACUUGGUGGCUGGGGACCUGGGCCUGGGCUCCAGAGGACCUGCCACAGCCUCUAGCCACCCUCUUGGAGCCAUGGCAUUAAAAAUUCAGGGAUUCCAUGACUGGGCUGCAUCCUGAGCCAUGUUUUAUUUCCGGCUGGGUGGCCGCCUGGUUUGCCAUUCCUGAGACAGUUUCCCUCAUUGAGUCCCCAGGGGAACCCCGGACUGAACUACCUGGUUGAUCUGAUACAGCUGGAGGAAGCAGGGGCCCCUUACUGGGCCUGCUUUGUCUCCAGUGCCACAACAGAGGAGCCCAAGGUCCGCAUGACAGGUGCAUCCUUUCUCUGACUCAGGUCGUUAGGCAGAAAGUAGUCAGUAGCAGGCUGGAGACAGGCGGCUCCUGGCUAAUUGCAAAGCAAAACCGUGUUUUCUUUGCUUCACUUUCUUGAUCAUUAGCUAUGGAUACGAUUCAUAGAACCUUGUGGUUUCCAGCUUUAGCUCACAAGGACAGGACACACACAGCCCAGUGUGCUGCUAAGGUCCAGGGCCCAUGUAAAGUCCAGCCAGUGGGUGAGGGGUUAGAAAAACCUCAAGGUCUCAAACUAAAUGGACCCAUCUGCCUAGAGAGUAGACUGGGACUUCCUUCUCUGAUUUAGGUAAACAGCCUAUUUUAUUUGUACGAGAACAGUGGCCUUGGAAAAAGGAAAGCAUAUUCCUUAAAAGAUCCAGUUACAAGCAUGCAACCCGAGGCCUCAUUUAGUGCAGCCGCCACCUUGGCGCUUGCCUGCCUUCGUGUUUGACGGUGCAUUCUGUCUUGCUCGCUCUGAAAAUCUGUCGUUUUGCAAUAAGCGCUACCUACACUCUGUG